AUGCGCGCGCCAGCGGGUGCGACACUGGCGGAAGCGGUCGGGACAGCAGGAGGGGCGGCGUCGCCUGCUGACGUGUCAAUAGCGAACGGGGUCACGGGAGUCGCGGACACCCUACUGGCAGCAGACGGGUCCCGCUUUUUACGGCUGACUUCCGAUUUUUUCGCGUCGCCUAGUAGCAACGACACUUCUAGUGGUAGCAAUAGCAGUGGUAAUAAUAGCACUAGUAGCAGCGCGUUUGGCGGCCCAGGCGUGGCGCAAGCGCUGUGCGAACUCAAACCCGCGGCGCCGACCAACAAUAACUCGCAGCAAGCGCAGCAGCAGCAGUCCCCGCGCCAGCUGUCCCUCUCGUUCUUUGCGCGCGCCAGCCUGUGCGCGGAGGGAGAAGGGGGCGCGGAAGGGGAGGCGGAGCGGCUGUUGAAGGUGCUGCUGCUGGCAGUUCCGCUGAACGCUUCCGCCGCCGCCGCAGCAUGGGAAGGGGCGGGGGAGCAGGUGUGGGGGGAGUGGCGGGUGGGUGUGCCGUGUGGGGGGAGCAGCGCGAGUUUGUCCGGCGCCUUGCCUUGGUUCCAAGGGCUGGGGGGGGAUGGGCUGCAAGGAGGGAUAGAGACCCAGGUGAGUGAGAAGGGGAGGGAGGUGCGUUCAGCCGACCCCUCCCCUCUCAAGUCCUUCUCCCACUGGCCGCUCUCCAGCUCCCACCCGCUCCUCACAGCGGGCUCAACCCGCCGCAACCCCUCCUCCCUCUCCCUCACCACCCUCUCUGACCGCCACGCUGUCUCCCUGGCGCUGCACCCCGCCCCCUUCGCCCUGCUCGCCCCCGCCACGCCCUCCUCCCCCUGCCGCCCCUUCUCCUUCUCCACCUCCUUCGCCUUCCGCAUCUCCUCCCCCAACGCCGCCGGGCUGGGCGGCGAGGGCUUGGCGUUUGUGAUGCUGCCGUCGCCCACGCUCGGCCUGCCCGGGCCCUCCCUGGGCUAUGGCCGCCUGCUGCUGCCACCGGGGAGUACGACUGGCACUGAUGAUUCCGGCUCCACCAGUGCGGUGUCAUCUCAGCAGCACAGGAGCCUGGCAGUGGAGUUUGACACAUCCUCUUCUCCUGAAUUCUUCGACCGCCCCGACCACCAUGUGGGGGUGAACCUGCACGGCAGCAUGCUCUCUCUCUCCUCUGCCCCCGUGCACCCCCUCGGCAUUCCCUCCCUCAACGCCGGUCAAACCCUCCUCGCCACCAUCCAAUACAACGCCUCCUCCUCCCAGCUCACCCUCUGGCUCUCCCCUGCUCCCCUCUCCCCCUCCCUCUCUCGCUCCUCUGGACGCCCUCCUCGCUUCCCUCGCUUCCCUCGCUUCCCUGGCUUCCCUCUCUCCCCUCGCCCCUCCUCCUCCUCUUCCUCCACUUCCUGCUCCGCCUCCGCCUCCUCCUCCGCCUCCCCCUCACCUCCUCUCCCCCGCUCUGCUGUGCUCACCACAUUCCUGGACACCUGCGAGUGGCUCGGUGGGAACGACCCGGAUGCAGCAGCGCUCCCCCCGCCGCUGUUUGUGGGCUUCACUGCGGCCACGGGCAAGGGAGCGGAGCAGGCUCAGGCGCACGAGGUGCUGGGGUGGAGGUUCCAAGUGGGGGAGGCAGCGGAGGAUCCACUUCCGUUUUGGGCGGCAGACUCGUUCUCCUUCCCCUACAUCACGCCAGCCACUCCCCUGCUGACACGUGGCAGCACACGGAAGCGUUUCUUCGCCGCUGACCUCUCUGUCUCUGCUGACCUCUUUGUUGGGUUCACCAGUGCUGCUCUCCCUCCCCCGCCUGGCCGCCUGCCUUCCCCCGUCGCCCUCUCCUCCUGGACCUUCCGAUUCACAGACACCGACCCCUGCAAGGGUUCUCCGGUGCUCCCCUGUGGCAUGGGUGCAUGCAGCAAGGCACCUGCCCCAUGGGACCCGUCUAUCCUCCUGCCCUCCUGCAAGUGCCCCUUCAAUCUUCCAUCCUUUGAACCUUCCCAUCUCUCCGGCCUGCCCUCCUGCUUCCCUGGUGAGACGUGGAGUGCGGUAGGCAAGGUGUGGAGUGCGAUAGGUGCGAGGUGGAGUGCAGUGGGUGCGAGGUGGAGUGCGGUGGGUGCGAGGUGGAGUGCGGUGGGUGCGAGGUGGAGUGCGGUGGGUGAGAGGUGGAGUGCGGUGGGUGCCCUUUUGGUUUAUUCCUUCACAUGUGCCCCGGGGGUGUGCAUGGACGACGUUGAUGGCUCCUACACCUGCCUCUGCCCCUCGCCCUUCUUCCCCUUCUAUUUCUUCCCCAAAGGCACUGCCCGCUGUUACCUCUUGCGAUCGACCGAGAUUCGGGUGCCCACCUUCCUGUCACCCUACGGCCUCACAUGCCCGCUCAUCCUCAACACUUACGGCCUCACCCAAGCGGACUUCCUCAGCCAGAAUAAGGGGUUCCAAUGCCGAGCGCCCAUCCCUGUAGACACUCUCGUUAACGUCACCAGCCGGGCUUUCUCUCAAUGCACUGCCAUGUACUCAGCCAAUUAUGGUGACACCUGUGACUCCAUCAACGCCCUCUUCUCGACGCAGAUACAGCCGCUCAACCCCUCCCUCAGCUGCUCUGAUGGGCCCAGGCUCGGCCAGCUCCUCUGUGUAGACUUCAACCAAACGUGGUUAGAGUUGGGAAAUACCCGCCUAACAUGCAACCUCUUCGCGCAAAUCACCCCAACCGCAGCCACACCCAGCCCUCAACCACCCCCUCCUCUAGCCAACUACACGAGCCAAGGGGUGCUCGUGACUGUGCUACAAGGCCCGCAGACCUGCCAGCAGCUGUGGCGGGCGUUUGGCAUCGCCUCCCCCACGCGCUUCUUCCAGAUGAAUCCCGGCCUCUCGUGCGACUCGCUGCUGCCACACAGCCCCCUGCAGGGGAACAUGAUGAGCAUGGUGAGUCGGAAGGCCUGA
Molecule: messenger RNA, 2913 nt
Organism: Closterium sp. Naga37s-1
Lineage: Eukaryota; Viridiplantae; Streptophyta; Zygnematophyceae; Desmidiales; Closteriaceae
Source: the annotation of a GenBank genome assembly